AAUCAAAUGAAAUCCGAAUUACAGGAACAAAAACAACAGAAACGUUUACUUCGGGAACUACAUUUAAAACGUGUUCAAUCAUUGAGGAAAGAAUUGGAUUACAUUAAAGCAACAGAGUGGAGAUAUCAGCCAAUUGAUCGGUACAUGGAUAGAAACAAUAGAAAUUAAAUAUGUUAUCCUUAAUAUAUAACCUUGUAAAAUAUACUGUAGGAUAUAAGUCUCCUACUAAAAGUGACACGGAUGAAAUAAACAAUAUUGUAGCUCGUAUUGAAAAAGCCUAUGAGAAAGAAGUAGGAAAAAAUGGAUAUAUUGAUGAAAAUGAUUGUCACUGCAAGAUAGGAAAAGUUACUUUCAUCUCAACAGAUUACAUUCUAAUUGAUAACUUUUAUGUAUAUGAUACAGUGAAUCUCUCAGUGAAUAAUUUAAAAGUAGGCGAUAAGGUUCAAUAUCUAGCCUUGCAGGAAGGCCAUGAGAAAGAACAUAAGGUAAAGAAAAUUGUUUGUGUGAUAGAUGACGAUUCAUGGUGCAACGAAGUUGCAGAUUCUCAGGCAAAUUUUGAUGAAACACAAGCAUUAACAAAAUGUAUAAUCGGAAAAGUAAUUGAACGCAAGAAUCGAGUAUUACUUGUGGAACCUAAUAAUAUUUCUGUUGAUUUGAAUAAAGUACAGUCAGAUUUUGUCCCUGUGAUUGGAGAUUGGUUACAUAUAGAGGCAGAAGUAGAAAUUGAUGUAAAUUCUUAUAAUCAAAACAAAGAAAUCUUAAACAUAAAGAAGAUACAACCACUACGAUCUAAGUUAGGCAUUGGAAUUGUAUCUAGUUAUGAUACAGGUAAAGAAAUUGGUACUAUUGGAAAAGAUAUUGUAUUCAAUAGAAGAAUAUGUGAUUCUGGUUAUAUUCCUCACAUUGGUGAUAAAGUACUUAGCGAUAGCAUUGAAAGUGAUCAAGGAUUUUAUACAUGGAGAUCAUUAACUGUUGUUCCAGUAUAUCAGGUCCCAAACAAAGAGCCUUUACCAAUGUUAUGCAGUACACCUAUUACAAAAAAGAACUUAGAUGAACUUGUGAAAAAUAAGUGUGGUAUAAAUAUUAGUGAUGAUAUAAAUGUUGACUUAGACAUGUUAGAAGAAAAAAACAUAAUACUUAGAAUACAAAAUGUAGGUAAUACUACUCAUACGCUGUACAAAGGUUCCUUCAUGACAAAGAAGGCACAGUCUCAGUUAACUCUAAUACAACCAACAAAUGCUGGUAUAGUUUCAGUAUUAAAUCCGUCUGAGACUUUAACUUACAUAUUUAAAUGUAAAGCAAAAUUUAUUGGAACAAGCGAAGAAUUAUUUGUCUUAAGUUUCAAAGGUUUUGAAAUUGGAAGAAUAUUUCAUAUAUCUGUAAAACCUAAAAGUAUACAAAAGAAAACGUGUCCCAAACAGAAUAUUACCAAAACUAAUAAAUUUAGUCCUGUGCUAGAUGUAGAUGAAUGGAGUGAAGCAGUAUACAUUCCAGGUGUUAGACCAUGUAAACCACCAUCAUUUAUUAGAGUGCGUAAUUUGUCAUUCAAAGUUCCACAGCGUUAUUGGGAUGUAAUAUCACAAUGUUUAAAUGAAGGGAAAUCACAAACUGAGUGUGUAUAUGAUAUAGGAAAUGCAGUACCUUGCUUGUUAAAUAUGCUCAGUUUUCAAUCAUACAAAGAUCGUUUCCAUGCUUUAUUAUAUUUAGAAGAAAUUGCUCAAACAAUAAAUAUACAACAAUACAAUAUAGAAAGCACAAUUAUGAGGCAUUGUGCGGAAUAUUUGGUGAUGGAAGUGCCCGGUCUUGCUGAAAAACGCCCAUCUCUUCUUGUUGGCGACAGAGCUAUAGUAUCUUUUAAGUGGGACAGUUCUCAAGGAAAAUUGAAAUAUGAAGGAUUUAUUCAUAAAGUUACAAAUUCAGAAAUUUUUUUGAAAUUCAAUCAUAAAUUUCAUGAAGAAUAUAAUUAUGAAGAUUGUCAAGUAACAUUCAAAUGCUCGCAAUCUGCCAUACAACGUAGUCACAAUGCUAUUAAUAUGGCUGUAAAUCGAUUAGGUUCCGACUUUUUGUUUCCUACACAUGUGGUUGAAAAAGAGUCUCGUUUAAAUCUUGAAGAGAUCGAAGUAAUAAACGAAACAUCUCCUAAGCAAAUGAUUCAUCAGCUGACUAAUUCCAUAUCAUCAGAAUCCUCUUGCGAUAGUACAUCUACCAGUACUAAAUCUAGUAGUACAACAAAAUCAUUUACAAAAGUAUCUGUUGUAGAACGAUUGUUCAAUGUUAAACCAAUUGAACAAACUCCAGAAUUUGUAACACGUAAUGUUACACCAAUAAAAGACAAUCAACUUAUUGAAACAAAUAUACCAAGAAACGAAACAAGCAUUCAGCAAAAUUCUAUGGAUACAGUAUUAUUAAAAAGUCCAAAACAAACAGCAUCUGAUCUACAACCGUAUAUAUCGCAAAUAAAAAAACGAAAAUUAAAUUGGUUUAAUAAAAAUUUGAAUUACUAUCAAAAGGAAGCCAUAAGAAACAUAUUGAAAGCGCAUGCACGACCAUUACCUUAUGUGAUAUUUGGCCCACCUGGUACUGGGAAAACUGUCACCCUUUGUGAGGGAAUUCUCCAAAUUUUGUCAACUGUACCUGAGAGUCGGCUGUUAAUUGCAACACCAUCUAAUAGUUCAGCAAAUCUUAUAGCAGAAAGACUUCUAGACAGUGGUGUUCUUAAACCUGGUGACAUGGUACGUCUUAUAGCUCAUCAUUGCUUAACUAAUGAUUCUAUUCCUGAUAAAUUAUUGCCGUAUUGUGCCACUGCAGAAUUAGCAGAAGAAGGAACACAUGAAAAAACAAAAUAUAACGGAAUGGGACCAAGAUUAAACUGUACUAUGAACGUACUUGGUCGUCACAGAAUUACUAUUGGUACUUGUAUUGCUUUGGGUAUACUGCACAAUAUGGGAUUUCCCCAUGGACAUUUUUCACAUGUAUUAGUUGAUGAGGCUGGUCAAGCAACAGAACCAGAGAUUAUGAUUCCACUCAAUUUUAUUCAUUCUGAUUAUGGACAAGUAAUUCUUGCGGGCGAUGCAUUGCAACUUGGUCCAGUUGUACAAAGUAGAAUAGCAAAACAUUUUGGUUUGGACGAAUCAUUUUUGUCGAGGCUACUGCAACACUUUCCAUACCAAAAGGACCCUAAUGGCUUCGAAACACAGUAUGAUCCACGUCUUGUCACAAAGCUUAUUAUGAAUUAUCGAAGUUUACCAGAAAUACUUAAACUACCAAGUUCUCUGUUCUACGACUCUGAAUUAAUAGCACAGAUAUCUUCUAAAAAAAGUAAAGAAGCAAAACUUUUACAAACAUUAGCUGCCGAAUUACCCGAAAGGAAAGGUUCUCCUCCAGCUGUAGUCUUUCAUGGCGUUAAUGGAGAGAAUUGUAAAGACAGUGACUGUCCAAGUUGGUAUAAUCCUGAAGAAGCAGCACAGGUGUACCUCUACCUUUUAAAGCUAUAUAAGUGUGGUCUUUCACCCGAUGAUAUUGGAAUCAUAACUCCUUAUCAAAAACAGGUCUAUGAAAUUCGAGAGAUACUUAUGGAGUUAGACAUGAAAUUACCGAAAAUCAGUAGUGUUGAAGGAUUUCAAGGCCAAGAGCGUAAUGUUAUCAUUAUUUCAGCUGUACGGUCCUCAAAUAAUUUUGUGAAUGAAGAUAUCAAACACUCUCUCGGAUUUGUUGCUUGUCCUCGAAGACUCAAUGUUGCAAUCACUCGUGCUCGUGUUUUAGUCAUAAUUUUAGGAAACCCUAAACUUUUAGCUCAAGAUCCUUAUUGGAGGAAUGUUUUACUUUAUUGUAUUAAGCAAAAUUCGUAUACUGGAUGCAACUUUAUUUUUUCUGAUACAGAAGAACCACAAGUGAAAAUAAAUAAUUCUUUUAUAAAUGACAAGAGUAACAACUUCUAAUGAAUCAUGGCAACAUUUGGAAACUACAUUUUUUUAUAUUUGUGGUGAUAUCUAUCACUGUAUUACAAAAUUACAACUUUUUCUUUGUACAGUAUUUUAAGUUUGUAAAUGUUUUAAUGAAGAAGUAAAUGGUAUCAUUAUUACUGUAUAAAUAUGCAUUUUGAAUAAAAUAUGUAAUAAAAUCUUUAUAGAAUGUUUAGAUUAAGUGAUAUAUUCGUGAUUUCUAAACUUUACUUGUUUACAAUCUUUGUUCAUAAUCUGUAUUAAGUUACAUUAUACAAUGACCAAUCGAUUUAUAUUUUAUAUUAAAUGGUUUUUAUAGCAUCUUUGUGUGUUUGAUGUUAGAAGUACAGUAAAAUAAAAGCGAGUUUUAGCACAAGUA
Messenger RNA from Hylaeus volcanicus, 4320 nucleotides. RefSeq names its product probable RNA helicase armi (gene armi). Gene Ontology annotation, molecular function: helicase activity. The record is from RefSeq and is a predicted model, not a curated record. The transcript has 7 exons. The coding region runs from base 171 to 3938 and encodes 1255 amino acids. NCBI's taxonomy places the organism in Eukaryota, Metazoa, Arthropoda, Insecta, Hymenoptera, Colletidae.